Messenger RNA from Phoenix dactylifera (date palm), 2806 nucleotides. Its product is annotated as Pentatricopeptide repeat (PPR) superfamily protein. Gene Ontology annotation, molecular function: protein binding; RNA binding. Lineage: Eukaryota; Viridiplantae; Streptophyta; Magnoliopsida; Arecales; Arecaceae. Gene Ontology annotation, biological process: RNA modification. The record is from RefSeq and is a predicted model, not a curated record. Gene Ontology annotation, cellular component: intracellular membrane-bounded organelle.
CUCACGUUAGAUGCGCAUGAUUACACUUAGUAAAUCAGAGAGGAGGAUAUCAUAAAAAGGAAAAAGAGCGGACUCAAAACUUUUCCUGAGAAAAGCACCAAAAUAGUGCGCAGCAUAUGAGGCCACCUAGUCCGCCGCAUUAUUCGCCUUCUAGAAGACAUGAGUAGCUCGAAAUGAGGUCAACCCCCACGAACCUACAAAUAUUCCAAAGCAAUAGAAGUCGGUCGACUUGGUUGAGCCCACUCUGAAUCCUGUCGAUGACCGUGGAUGAAUCAUCCUCAAGAUGAAUACGGUCCGCGCCCAAUCUCAGGACAGUAUGGAAGAUACCCUCCCAUGUAGCUUCAGCUCUGCACCAAUGACAAACUUGUCGAAGAUGUAUCCACCUCGGGCAACUAUAAAUUUGGAGUCCUUCUAUGCUCCCAUCCUCAUAGAUCUACCAUCAAAACUUAUUUUGAGAAAAUGAGAGGAUGGGGCGCUACUUUCCAUCCCCUCGUUUUUGAGGGGAAAAAAAAGUCUCACUGGGUGUAUUCGUAUCGGUAUGGUAUGAAACACCAGCUUUAGCCAAAAAAAAAAAAAAAAAAAAAAAAAAAGGUCUCACUGCUCUUUCCCGCCGCGGACCUAUUCAAAACCACCGUUGCCGCAUCUACAAAGGCUCGAUGUCCCCCGGAAAGCCAUGCCACCCAAAUGAACGUUAGACCCUUCUCUUCUCUGAUCACGAGAAGCCCGGCUCUCACCAUCAUCCCUCGCUCGCCCAACCCAUUGGGAUCCCAUCACCGCCCCAGAUCAGACCUCGCCGCCUACGUCUCCCACCUCCAGCUUUGCGCCCUUCGGCGCCACCUCUCCAAGGCCCGGGAGGUCCACGCCCGCCUCCUCGCCACCGGCCUCCACGCCUCACCCUUCGCCGUCACCGCCCUUAUCACCCUCUAUUCCCGCUGCGCCCGCCCCGCCGACGCCCUCGCCGUCUUCCGCUCAGCCACCGGCCCUCCCAACCUCUUCUUCUGGAACGCUGCCAUCGCCGCCCUCGCCACCAACGGCCUCCCCGCUGAUGCCCUCCUCCUCUUCCGCAGCCUCCGCUCCGAGGCCGCCCUGCCCCCCGACGAGUUCACCUACCCCUGCGCCAUCAAAGCCUGCUCCGACCUCGGCGCCCAGACGGAGGUCCGGAAGAUCCACGCCGAGCUCUUCAAGGCGGCCUUUGAUACAGAGGUCUUCACCUCGAGUGCUCUGACCCGUUUGUACUUAAAAUUAGGCUUCGUGGAGGACGCUCGCAGGGUGUUCGACGAGUUGCCCGAGAGAGAUGUGGUCCUCUGGAACGCCAUGGUUAAUGGCUUCGCCCAGAGGGGCCAGUUCGCCAUGGCUCUCGAGUACUAUCACCGCAUGGUGCAUGAAGGGAUACUUCCAAGUAAAUUCACGGUCACCGGGAUCCUCUCGGUCUUCACCUCCACCGCCGACCUGAAAAAUGGAAGAAAGAUCCAAGCGUUUGCCAUGAAAGUUGGUUACGACUCCGAGGUGGCGGUGGCCAACGCUCUCAUCGACCUCUACGGCAAGUGCCACGCCGUGGAGGAGGCGGCGGAGGUCUUCGAGUCCAUGCCGGAGAGGGACCUCUUCUCCUGGAACUCCAUGAUAUCCGCCCGCCAGUACUCCGCCGACCAUCUGGAGACCCUCCGGCUCUUCGGCCGGAUGCGUCGCGCCGGGGUCCCGCCAGACCCUGUGACCCUCGCGGCCGUCCUGCCGGCGUGCUCCCAGAUGGCGGCCUUCUCCCUCGGCCGCGAAAUCCACGGGUACAUGGUCGCGACCGGCAUGAGGAAUAGCGAAGGAGACGUGUUCGUCGACAACGCGCUGAUGGACAUGUACGCCAAGUGCGGGGCUCUGGAGGAUGCGCGGAGAAUGUUCGACGGAAUGCCGGAGAGGGACUUGGCCUCGUGGAAUAUAAUGAUAGACGGGUACGCAGCGCACGGGCGGGGGCGGGAGGCGCUACGGCUGUUCGAGGGGAUGGCAGCGCCGGACGAGGUGACGUUCGUGGGCGUGCUGGCGGCGUGCAGCCACGCGGGGCUGGUGGAGGAGGGGCGGGAAGUGCUGCGGCGGAUGGGGGCAGAGUUCGGUGUGGCGCCGGCGGCGGAGCACUGGGCGUGCGUGGCGGACAUGCUGGGGCGGGCGGGGCGGCUGGAGGAGGCGCGGAUGGUGGCGGAGGCGGCGGGGGAGGCGGGUGCGGGGGCGUGGAGGACGUACCUAGCGGCGUGCCGGGCGAGGGGGGAGGCAGGGCGGGCGGCGGAGGCGGCGGAGAGGGUGGUGGGAUUGGAGCCGGCGGGGAGCGGGGGGUGGGUUCUGCUGGCGAACGCGCUCGGGGGGGCGGGGAGGUGGGGGGAGGUGGCGGAGGUGCGUCGGGAGAUGAGGCGGCGCGGGGUGAGGAAGGCGCCCGGGUGUAGCUGGGUGGAGGUGGCGGGGAAGGGGGUGCACGCCUUCGUGACUGGGGACCGGAACCACCCGGAGGCGGAAGGGAUCUACAGGGCGCUGCACGGGCUCAUCGGACGGAUGAGAGAGAGCCGGGAAGUUUCUGAUGCGAUGUUCAUCAAUGGCGAGUGAUCUUUAGUAUUCACGCCUGGCGUAGCCUCCCAUAUGCCUUCCGGUAUGUCAAUCGGAUACUGUCACUGUCACGUUAUAGGGUCGCAAGAGGUGAACCUUUGGCGGAUUUUAGUUUUACCCUCAUUUUUGCAAGUGAGGGGAAUUUUAUCCCCAUCUGAUAAAUUUUUCACUCAUGUAUUUUUUUUUUGUUUGCUCUUCUUUGAAAAAAUGAUAUGAAAAAUUAGUU